ACUGCAGAGAGAGAGAGAGAAUCAUAGAGGACUUGCGUUUGGAGAGAGGGAGGCACUGAAGGAAUAGAGAGAGAGGACGCGGAAAGGGCCCCAAAAAAAAGACGAGAAAGAAGAGAGGAGGAAAUAGUAAAUAAAUCAGGGCUAUCGUUUAUUUUGUCUACGUAACGUGAAGUUAUCAGUAGAAAACGGACAAGUCAACCGCCUUUUCAGCCGUUUUUACAACACCACGAGGACAGAGACGGGAGAGCCGCAUGGAAUAUUUUCUCUUGUACUGAACAGGACACUCUUAGCUGUAUUUUUAUAUGACGAAUUGUCACAGUGGAAAUAAGCCCAUUUUAUAGUCUAUUUUUGAUGGUGAUUUUGAUUUGGAAACCACGAAGUGAACCUCAUGCCAUGCUCUUUUGCAAAGAAGGGAACAAUAGCGUAACAGAGACUUGACUCGGUACAUGUUCUAUCUGCUCCUGUAGAACCGCGUUAACGACCACACAACACGCAGAACAAUACAAAACAACGCGAAUAAAUUCGCUCUGCCAACAGGACUUCCAGGAUCUUCUUCAGCCGACAGACCAUGGCUGCGGUUACCAGCCCAGAGACGAGUCCUCAACCCCGGGUAUAUUUCCAGACGGCAGCUGCCGGUUCCACCGAAGAACCGGAGACCCCUGUUCGGAAGCAAGGGCGAGUAACCGUGAAAUAUGACCGAAAAGAAUUGAGAAAGAGACUGAAUCUGGAGGAAUGGAUAAUCGAUCAGCUAACGGAUCUUUACGACUGUGAGGAAGAGGCUAUACCAGAGUUGGAGAUAGAUGUGGAUGAGCUGCUGGACAUGCCUAGUGAUGAUGACCGAGGAGCCAGAGUUAAAGAUCUCCUGAUAGAGUGUUAUAAACCUACUGAGGACUUUGUGUCUGAUCUGCUGGAUAAGAUUCGUGGCAUGCAGAAACUCACCACCCCCCAGAAGAAAUAACCUCACCCCUUUCUCCUCCCUCAGCCCAAAUGGCCAUCCCUCAACCUCAACCUCACCCAACUGAAGAAAUAGGAGCUUUGCCUCCUCAGAGAUGGCGGGAGGAGGAGGAGGAGAAGAGAGUGGAGUAGAGGGACGAAGAUAAAGAGAAGAGAGGAUGGAAGAGGAGGAAAGAAGAUUGAAGCAGCCAAUCAGAUCUAAGCAGGGCUCAUGAUGUCCUAUCCUGUGGUUUUAUUUUAAUGUUUUAUUUAGUUGAUUCUUAUUUUUCGUUUUUUUAAAGGGGCUUGUAUUGUUUUUAAAUUAUCAAUGGAUCUGUUUCUCAUGUUAAUGUGAUGCCAGUGAACACAGCAUACUAUAACGUGGCUGUACGUUUAGUAGUGGUGAGUUUUAGUCCCAAAUGGUAACUUAUCUUUUAUAGUCCACUACUUAUAACCAGGGCUCUGGUUGUGGACUAGGUGAUAGGGAGCCAUUUUGGCUCUGGUUGUGGACUAGGUGAUUGGGAGCCAUUUUGGCUCUGGUUGUGGACUAGGCGAUAGGGAGCCAUUUUGGCUCUGGUUGUGGACUAGGCGAUAGGGAGCCAUUUUGGCUCUGGUUGUGGACUAGGUGAUAGGGAGCCAUUUUGGCUCUGGUUGUGGACUAGGUGAUAGUGAGCCAUUUUGGCUCUGGUUGUGGACUAGGUGAUAGGGAGCCAUUUUGGGACGUAACCUUUCAAGUUUUAGGACUGACUCCUGCGUAUAAUACAGUGUAUACAUUUAAAUGUCAGUCAUUUAGCCGAUGCUCUUAUCCAGAGAGACUUAUAGGAGCGAUUAGGGUUAAGUGCCUUGCUCAAGGGCACAUCGGCAGAUUUUUUUCACCUAGUCGGAUCGGGGAUACAAACCAACAACCUUUCUGUUAUUGGUCCAAUGCUCUUAACCACUAGGAUACCUGCUGCCCUAUACGCAGCUCCGUGUGUGUUUAACGUGUGUGUGGUCUGGAACACACACACACACACACACACACACACACACACACACACACCGGGGACUUGAACAAAGUGGCCUUGUUUCUUUCUAGCUCUAUAUUUCUCUGUCUUCUUCUUCUCUAAAACAGUUUCUUUUCUCUCACAUAGUGUGCAGUCUAAGGGCUAUUUUCAGUGAGGACUCAUGGAGAGUUUUCAGUAGAGCAGUAAACCAAUGAGGGGUGAGAUGGGAGGAGGGAGUGAAGGCAAGCAAAGGGAGGGGGUGGGGGGGGCACUGUAGUGGAAAAUUAUGGCUGUCUGGAUGCUUUUAUCCAAAUAGCAGCACACACACACACACGCACGCACGCACGCACGCACGCACGCACGCACGCACACACACACACACACACACACACACACACACACACAGGAAACAGCAGUAACACAGUCACAGACCACAGCUGCUGCUCCUUCAUGCUCACAUGUUAAUAGUGGCUCUCUCUCCAACACACACACACACACACACACACACACACACACACACACACAUGGGAAGGGGGGAUGAAAAACCUCAUCGAGAGAUAAAUAGAGCGACAGGGAGAGAGAGAAUCAGAGGUCUUACCCUUCCUGGUUCACAAGGCCUCAGUGUUGCUUAUCAGCUCUCUAUCUGUCCUCACACACACACACACAUCUCUCUAUUUGGCCCUCACUCCUUCCUUCUUCUCUCUCCUUCCGUUCUACUUCCAACCAUCAUCUACACCGAUGACACCUUCCCUUCCUCCAUCUCUCUUUUUUUUUAUGUUUUAUUUGAUUUGAAUUAGGGCUCUAUUCAAUCCGCAGCUUUACGGCGUGUCUGAAAGGUGACGUUUCCGUGGAGACCUCAUUCUCCGGUAAAACCUGUAUAUGUCGACUCAAGUCGGAAACGACCUUGACAUUUCUAUCACGGCGUUUUAAGUUUUUUUUUUUUUUCUCCAGAUCGAAUAAAAAGCCGACUUUGCCUUUUUUAGGCCUUUUAUUUAUGUUACAAAACCAAAUAGAACGAGACUUUUUUUCAUUUUUAAUGGAACAAUGUGUUUGUUGUUGUUGAUGUUUCUCCUCUUUUUAAAAAGGAGAUCCUAUUGUUGUUUAGAAAAUAGGUCACCUAGAGGUCACCUAGAGGUCACCUAGAGGUCAUUUACAUCUCUACACUCUGCAUUCUUUAGAUGCACAUAUCUAUUCUAGGUCAAUUUUUACUGUGUUUAUUAUUAUUGUUAUUAUUAUUCAGCCUGGCGUGUGUCCCAAAUGGCACCCUAUUCCCUAUAUAGUGCACUACUUUAGACCAGAGCACUACAAAUGGCACCCUAUUCCCUAUAUAGUGCACUACUUUAGACCAGAGCCCUGUGAUAAGACUGCCGUCCUUUCCAGGGUGUACUUGUACAUCUGCCUCACAGGACAUGAAACAGGCUCAUAUGUUCUGACUCUGACACGGCGACUUACUUACCCAUAAGUCUCUGGUCUAAUGUAGUGCAGUGUGUAGGGGAAUAAAGAAGCUAUUUGAGACGUAGCCCUGAUAGACUGUUUGUUGGGUGUGUCGGACUUAUUUUACUGUAUGACAACUUGCAACAAAAAAAAAAAAAAAAAAUAUUUUAUUGAUUAAAAGAAAUGCUGUUUUAGAAGUGAUGUGUUUCUGGAGGAAAAGAUGAACAAACUGAAAAACAAAAAUGUAGCAAUAUCAACAGGGUCUUGUUUAUUUACCAAUUUUGUUACACUUUUAUGCAACUUUGAUAAAAAAUAUGUUGAAACGAA
Oncorhynchus nerka (sockeye salmon) is the source of this 3677-nucleotide messenger RNA. RefSeq names its product protein phosphatase 1 regulatory subunit 14B-like. Bases 569 to 958 code for a protein of 129 amino acids. The record is from RefSeq and is a predicted model, not a curated record. Gene Ontology annotation, molecular function: protein serine/threonine phosphatase inhibitor activity. Gene Ontology annotation, biological process: regulation of phosphorylation; innate immune response. The transcript has 3 exons. Lineage: Eukaryota; Metazoa; Chordata; Actinopteri; Salmoniformes; Salmonidae. Gene Ontology annotation, cellular component: cytoplasm.